GUCCUCUCUGACAUCGAAAAGACUAUCAGUGGAUUUUCCCAUAUAAGAAAUAACCCGAGACAAUAAUGAAUACUCGACUGUAGAUAUGUCUCAUCACUGUGCUGUUUAGAUUGUCCAUCUAUCAAAGAGUUCGAUAAAACGAGAGCCCAGAAGUGCAAGAGGUUAGUCCACUAAUUGUGUAAAAAUAUGUCUGGCUUCGAGGAAAAUCCCUUUGGCGAGCCAACUGUCAACGAUCCAUUCUCGGAUCCCUCGGUGCAGCGUGCAGUUGGCACGAAUCCUGCACCUCGAGGAAUUGAGGAUUACAAUCCAUUUGCUGAGCCUGGAUCACAAGCAAAUGCCCAGCAAGUUCGUGGUGCGUCAAAUCCACCCCUUUAUGGCGGUUACGGAGCAACACUCAUUCCAGCCACAUUACCGGCCACAAAUCAAGAUCCACCACCUCCGGCAUAUGCACGAUCACCACAGCAGACUGUUCCUCCAACGUUGUCACCUAGUGCUGAGCAACAGAGAGCUGAGCAGGAGUGGAAAGCCAGAACUGAGGAGGAGACGAGACGACCGGCAUAUCCUCCUAACGGAAAUAAUUGGCCACCAUUACCCGACAAGUGCUGCUUCCAGCCGUGCUUUUACCAAGACAUUGACUUCGAAAUUCAGCCAGAUUUUCAAAGAAUCGUUAGGCACCUGUACUACCUCUGGAUGUUUCAUGGUUUAGUAUUACUACUGAAUGUAGUGGGGGGAUUGGCCCUAUUGCUGGCAAAAGGGGAGUUCGGAACAUUCGGUCUCGGUAUUCUCUACUUCAUCCUUUUCACACCAUUCUCAUUCAUCUGCUGGUUCCGGCCGGCGUACAAAGCAUUCAAGAGCGACAGCUCCAUCAACUUCAUGGUGUUUUUCUUCAUAUUUUUCUUCCAGCUCGUUGUCACGAGUAUUCAAGCUAUUGGAAUACCUGGCAUUGGCACAUGUGGUCUCAUCAAGGCGAUAAACUCUUUCGGUAGCAGUGCAAAGGAUACUUUCAUUGGCAUUCUCUUAUUAUUGAUCGCUAUUUGUUACUGUGUAGCUGUCGCCGGUGACCUUCUACUUCUUUCCAAGAUUCACCGAAUGUAUCGUUCCUCGCCAGCAAGUAUGUCGAAAGCCCAGCAAGAGUUCACCACGACUUUCCUAAGAAAUGAGCAUGUUCAAAAUGCAGCUGGUGAUGUAGCUGCAAGUGCUGUUCGGGCCCAAAUGGCGAACGCCACUCAGCCGCGCUACUGAACAUGAACAUUUUGUGAGUCCAUUGAAGAAAGAAAAAUCAAUAACUAAAAUAAGGAAAAAAAAUUCGAUGUAGAUAUUGCGUCUCACCCACCAUAGUUCAGCUCGACGAGUAGAAUUGCUCUCCUCUGAAGCUCUGAUGUAUGCAUACUAGCAUCCGAAUGCAAUUUGCAUCUCUUUGUCUACCCAGAGUGGCUGACAUUUAUCAGAGGGCUCUUGGCUUUCUUGUUAAUCAUAAAAGAAUGAACAGAAACAAUCAAUUUGAUGCAGAGAGAGAGAGAGAGAGGGGGGGGGGAGAAAUGCACGUGAACAUUGAUAACAUUAGUAUUGAAUAUGUGUCGCGUUUAUUGCUUUAUUGACUCUUUCGAGGUUUAUCGUUAUUGUUUCCACGAAACUUGUGAGUAUUAAUCGAUAUAUCAUUGGUGAACUGAGAAUUUAAUGUGAGGAGACUUUUCAAAGUUAUUUCUGGUGAUAAUGACCACAUUGAAUGUAAUUAUACGUACACUAUUGCAUUAUAUGCACAGCCAUUCUGGCGACUUUUUUCUUUGUUAACGAGCUCUGUUGAAUUAGUAGCAUUGAGUAUUUAAUUAAUUAAAAUUUAUUCUUUUGGGUUAAAACUAGUCUCACGAUUUAAAGUUAUUCGAGGAAUAAACGACUGCGUUUGUUUUACUUUCUACUGUCUUCGUCAUUGGAAAAAUAAAUUGUUUGACAGUAUAUCAAAAAAAAUGAAAAUUAUUAGAAGGACCAGAUGAUGAUAGACCGGUUAUUUGGACACGAGUAUGUAUCGUUAUUUUUAUAUAGUCUCUAGGGAAAUGUGAGAGGAUACGGAGUCAGGGAGUCCCACAUGAAUUCGUACUCAUAAAAUGUUUGAUUAUAGUACACCAACAAUAAACAGGUUAAUUUUUACAAGGAUGUCGUUAUUAAAACUGUGAGAAUUUAUGUUUAGUUCGUUAGGCCUAUGGGACUUUUCGUUACAUUAGAUGAAUAAAUCAUUUUAAUUAAUAUUUUAAUGGAAGAGAGGAUAUUUGAGGGUUUAAAAAAAUUGAAAAUUCGUGUCAAGGGGUGAAUGGAAUGAUAAUGGAGGGCCUGUUGUUGAUAUUGAGAUGUAUUCUUUAUGCGAGUGAAUAUUAAUUACUAUUGAUUGUCCGAUGAGGAGUCCAGCAGGUGCUCUAAGCCGAGUAAUUCGAGUAGUUCCGUUGCUGGACAAAAAAAGAGAGUAAAGAAAUAAAUUGACCGAGCAUGUGAGUUGAUCAGUGAAAAAAAUAUAAAAGUUCUAACUUUCUUGAUUAAAUACCGCCAUUGGAUCCUUGGGGAAUGGACAGCCAGCGUCAUUGUACGUGGCUAUUGUACCAACAAGUUGAGCUGCAACUAUUGCGUCCAUAAUAUCGACUUCCUUCUUGUACAUUAAUCUUGCAUGGCCCUCCGCCAAUCUUAAAUAUCGAAAUGGAGUCUUAUUAAUUGAUCAAUAUAAUAAAGUUGUACGAUUAACCAGGAGAA
This is a messenger RNA of Diachasmimorpha longicaudata, 2736 nucleotides long. RefSeq names its product secretory carrier-associated membrane protein 5 (gene Scamp). Bases 187 to 1242 code for a protein of 351 amino acids. The record is from RefSeq and is a predicted model, not a curated record. Gene Ontology annotation, cellular component: trans-Golgi network membrane; recycling endosome membrane. Gene Ontology annotation, biological process: protein transport. Lineage: Eukaryota; Metazoa; Arthropoda; Insecta; Hymenoptera; Braconidae. The transcript has 7 exons.